Molecule: messenger RNA, 441 nt
Organism: Caenorhabditis briggsae
Lineage: Eukaryota; Metazoa; Nematoda; Chromadorea; Rhabditida; Rhabditidae
Exons: 2
Coding region: 1-441 (146 amino acids)
Source: RefSeq, a predicted model, not a curated record
AUGAUCCAUUAUCUCUUCCGAACUACCCAAAAUUGCCCACAUUCUAGUUCCGCACCGCCCAUCUGGCGCACAAAAGGUGAACCAAAAAACGACACAGGAAUUGUAUUAUGUCGUAGUAUUAUUGUCAAGUGCAUUAACUUUUUUCCCUCAAUUUCCCCUUCGGUGCUCUCGGAGUCAACGCCGCCCGAGAGAAAGAGACGACAUCCAUUUGUUUGUGUGGCCAGAGCUCUUUUCUUCUUCCUCUUAUUCUACGUCUUCUUUUUUUCUUCUACUCGGCUUCUGCUUUCUCGUGUAGACCCCCAUCCCUUUGCAUCGCAGGAGAAGAGUGUGUAUAGGAGCAAAAAAAAGAAGAAGACCACGGAAGAGAGAGAGAGCUCAGCAGAUCGCUCAUUCAUUUUUUGUUUCGCAUUACUUCCAAUUUGUUUGUUUGGUCUCCCGUAA